This is a messenger RNA of Lutra lutra (Eurasian river otter), 3654 nucleotides long. RefSeq names its product chromosome 1 C3orf18 homolog (gene C1H3orf18). The transcript has 6 exons. The record is from RefSeq and is a predicted model, not a curated record. Bases 1666 to 2154 code for a protein of 162 amino acids. NCBI's taxonomy places the organism in Eukaryota, Metazoa, Chordata, Mammalia, Carnivora, Mustelidae.
CCAGGGGCGUGGUCUAGCGUAGCCUCUGGGCAGGCCAAGCAGCACGUGGACGGAUUCCAGUGUUGGGGCGGGUAGCAAUUUGGGGGCGGCACCCGGUGUCCAGGGCUUGGCCGAGGAAGUGGCCUAUGCCGCGAUGGGGGCCAGGUAGUCACCGGACCCAGGGCCGCUCUUGACCCUAGGGCCGCUCUUGACCCGUUUGCUCCCGGGUUUUAGGGUUUAGAGCAGGGGGCUCGAAACUGGACACAGGAGAACUGGGUUCGAAUUUGACUAUUGCCAGAUCACUCUGUGGGCCUCAGUUGCUCCUCGUACAAAAUUCGUAGCAGUGUCCCACAAAGUGUGGCCUGCCGAUGCCCUCCCUCACCAGAAUCUACUGUUAACUAAUAAUUAGCUAUGCAGUUUCCUGGACUCAGUCCCAGACUCAGUCCCAUACCGGGGGAGCCACGGGGGAUCUGCAUUUGUAACCAAAGCUUCUGGGGUGAUCCCCGUAAAUUCCUUUGAAAACCCUAGGAUUAGAAGGUAUCUGAAGGUAUCCCCUGAGAUGAUCAUGCCGUAGCCGGAGGCUGUUGUGAGGGGUAUAUGUAGUCUUGCCUUUGUCAGGCUGCCCAAUAAUAAUAGCUCUCCAAUAAUAAUACCAACAGCUCCCAACUUCUCUGGACUGAGCUACUCCAUUUCAAGCCCAGAGUGGGUGUAGUUCACCAAGAGCCCUCUCAGUAGAGCCCAUCUGAACAGGAAGCCGAGCCCCAGGGAGAGGAAUAUCUCGCUCUAGGUCACAAAGCAGUAAAGGAGCGAGCCAGAGUUCAACCCAAGUCCAAAGACUCCCAACCCAGUGCUCUCCUGGAGCUUCCAGCGUCCGCCUGCAUUUUGGGAGAACGAAUCUAUCUCCGCGGAGGUGGAGCUCCGCCCGAGUUCUGGUGCAGGAAGGGCUUGGCCACCCACGGCCCUCUACCCGACUUCGGCGUAGGCCACGGGUAGUGAGGGGUGGUCUCCAAGAACCGAGACCCUGUGUCCGGCUCCUGCUGGGGGCGGAGCCAGAUCCAGCGACAGGCGAGCGGGCCAGUGCCGGGCAGGCUGUGGGCCUGACAGCCAAUCGGGAGCCCGGGGCGCGGGGAGCGGGCAGGGAGGCGAGGCACUGGAGCGUGGGGGACCCGCGGGGCUACUCGCCUCCGCCCCACCCCCGCGGUGGGUCCAGGCCCUGCCUGUCCCGGCCCCUGCUGCCUGAGCCCGCGCUCGCGGCUGCAGGCGGUAAGCUGUAGCGGGCCCAGCCCGCGGCUCCGGGCGCCCUCGGAGGGCGGACCUGGGGUCGGACCCGCUGCCCCCCGCCCUGGCCUCCUGCAGAUCGCCACCACCCUUAGCCUCUCCGGCUGAGCUCGGCGCCCCAGAGAGGAUUAAACUCAGAAGAACUGAGAUCCAGAGAGGUGGAGUGACGUGCCAAGGGUCAUCUGACUCUUGGGCAAGUGUAUCCCUCCAGGAAAGGAAAAAGCUGCAGUAUUUUUUUGUCCUCCAAGCAGGAGCACGCAGGGCACCAGGGAGCUCCCUUUCUCCCUGGAGGUGGCAACCAGAAAGUAUAGCAGGGGCCACGGGCUGGGACACUGCUGAUGUCAGGAGCAAGUUUGCAGGCCGAGUGACCACAGGCAACCUCUCAGCCAGGGCCCUCUCAGCAUCGGCAUGGACUCCAGGAUUCCGCCUGCCGGGGGCUGGCUCAGCAGCCGCCCACCCACGUCGGAGCCUGACCUGGAGCCUGCCACAGAGGGGCCAGCCUCCGAGACCACCACUCUCAGUACAGAAGCCACCAGCUUUAAUGACACCAGAAUCCCUGAUGUGGCUGGUGGCACAGCUGGUGUGGGCACCAUGCUUCUGUCCUUUGGGAUCAUCACAGUGAUUGGCCUGGCUGUGGCCAUGGUUUUGUACAUCAGGAAGAAGAAGAGGCUGGAGAAGCUCCGCCACCAGCUCAUGCCCAUGUACAACUUCGACCCCACGGAAGAGCAGGAUGAACUGGAGCAGGAGCUGCUGGAGCACGGGCGGGACGCUGCCUCCGUGCAGGCCGCUGCCUCUGCGCAGGCUGCACAGGGCAAGACCACGCUUCCCUCUCAGGGCCCACUGCAGAGGCCCAGCCGGCUGGUGUUCACUGACGUAGCCAAUGCCAUCCAUGCGUGAGUGGCCCGAGGACCGGCCUGGAUCUCUGAUGAAGACAUCUGCUAUCGUGCCCCUCGAGCUGCCUGCUCCAUGAUUGUUAAGACCCACUCUCAGGACCUGCCCUGCUGAGGCCCAGCUGUUCCAAGGACCUACCUGCUGGCUCUCCAGGCUCUUAGAGAGGGCCCUGGCUAGGCUGGACAUCUGGCUACUGAGGUCUCCUGAUCUGAGGGCCCUGGCAUAGGGGACAGCCCUCCUGUCAGGAAGGUUGAGAGCCACUGCUGGCUUGCUUGUGUCCUGCCCAGACCCCUCACCCCAUGGUCUGCUCCUCUAACGUGGAGGAUGUGGGGGGAGACAUGGGAUGGGAGGGGAGGUAGAGGAGAGUAGGGAGGGGCUCCCCUUUGUCAGGGAGAGACCUGUCUUUGGAAUCCACAGCGUCCUCUAGAAUAGGGAGGGGCAAUCAACCAGGUCUUGGGGACAGGGUGUGGUGACACCCGGGGAGAAGCCUAGGGAUGAACCAGAACUGCCUGGUGGGCAAGGACACCUGGAAGAGGACUGCUCCUACCCAACCCAUCUUUAUUUUGGAUGUUCAGGAGGCCUCCCAGCCACUCUCCCUGGCAGCCAGCUAUUGAUUGGGAAAGGGGGACGGAGGCCGGGGAGUAGGUGCAGAGGGCCCUGAGAGGGUCCAGGAAUGUGUUCACAUGCAGGCAUAUGUCUGUCCUGCACAGGGUAGGAGGGAGACCCUCUGUAUUGGCUCCACCAUCCAAGUCCACCCCACCCCUUUCUGUGUGCGGGAGCACAGGAUAGGCCACUCUCUCUGCCUUCAGCGUUCAGGGACUGAAAGGAGAGGGAAGCCAAGGUGAAGGUCGUGCUGCCCACUGCAUCUCUUCACUGGGCUCCACAAACCAGGUAACCUGCUUCUGAAAACGGUUCCCUGUCCUGGUGUAUAUUGGGGAUCUAGGGUUGUGGGAGAGGCUACUGGACUGAGGGCAGUGGUUCCAGGCUGUGGGCUAUCUGGGAACAUUCUGACUGCCUGAAACAGGGUGGGGAUAGCCCCAUAGAGAACAGUUUUCCUGGUUUUUGAUAGCACAGCCCACCCGCCCAACCCCCCUCAGGAAUUCUUCAACCAGUUUGGGGCAUCUAGGCAAGGCAUGGGACUAAGCCAGACCCCAGAAGCUGGGCAAUCUUCUCCACUGGGCACGCAUGCACACACGAGCAUGCAGAAAAGCAUGCCCACCCCCUACCCCGGUGCCCAGCUUCGCCACCACCGCUGUCCCCACUGAUUGGAAGGGCACAUGGGGGAAGCAGCACAGACCUUCUGUUGGGCAAAUACCACAUGUUAGGAGGGGAGGGCCAAGGAGACCCGUGCGGGGAAGAUUUGGGAUGUAUUCCCUCCUCUUGGUGCUAUAAAUACAUUAGCACUUGAACCAACUGGAGGGCUGUGGGUGAUCUCGGGUGCACAGAUGCUGUAAGGGAACUCGGCCCCUCCAUGUGAGAGCAUUAAAGAUGUCAUUAAGAUGUUUA